Molecule: messenger RNA, 8540 nt
Organism: Linum trigynum
Lineage: Eukaryota; Viridiplantae; Streptophyta; Magnoliopsida; Malpighiales; Linaceae
Source: the annotation of a GenBank genome assembly
CGUAUAAGAAAGAAGCAUCAACAUAUAUAUGAGGUGUGCAGUUUAGUAACUCAAUAAAUCCUCAGUUUUAUUAAAGCAUGAGCCUUAAUUGGUGAAAUUGAAGGCAAGUCAUGACAUAGACAGGUGGCAUUUUAUCAUUUCAUAUGUGAACAUGUGUCCCUCAUGCAAAUGCAUAGUCAGAAGAAGAAGAGUAAUAUCCAUUUAUUCAUUCAUCAAUGGAUUCUGUUUACAAUCCCCGACCGCUUGGCCAAAUUCUUCUUUGCGAUGGCAACUCAAACGAAAUCGACAGCACCUAUGAUUAUGAGGGUUUCGCUUUCCCCUUCUCUUCCCCCCUCCUUUUCAAGCUGCUCUGCAAUCUCAUUCCAUCUUGCAUUUGUGAUUUAAAGGGCGAAGAAGGUGAAUAUAGUUAGGAAAAUGUCUCCGACCACCACUUGAGAGAGAUUUAUUAUUAGCUUGAGUUCUGUUGACAUAUUUUCUACCUUCAUUUUUUUACGGUUUGAUUAGCAGACGUCUCACACAAAAUGCAAUUGUACUUCCUUAUCUUUUUUUUUAUGGUUACAGUUCUUUGCAUGUGGGAAUACAUAGCACCAGAGAAGGUUUUCCGGUGGUCGGCGACUGAUUAUAAACUUCCGACCUGAUUGGUGACUACAUGCUUCUUCGGUUCCCCUUCUCUCCACCUCCUCUUCAUGACCCCAUAUGAAAAGUUCACCUGAUGCUUGCCCAGCCGCCAGGGCCUUCCCACGGAAUUACGCUACAAACGGCCACAUGGAAUUAAAUCGUUCAAUAAUCCGGCGAUGAACAGUGUUCCCCGACUAAAGUGUCGUUAUUUUCGGUAAAAUUGUGUCUUACGGCGCCGUAGGGUUAUAGUUUCCGGUAAAAAUGUGGUUACCGCUAUUUUGUCGUAAUGAACAGUAAUUGAACCUUAAGUAAACUUGCGGGUUAAUAAUACUAACUAAUAAUAAUAAUCAUUAGUUUAUGAAGUAUUUUGUCGUAAUGAACAGUAAUUGAACCUUAAGUAAACUUGCGGGUUAAUAAUACUAAUCAUUAGUUUAUGAAGUAUUUUCUCUAUAUGUUAUUGCCAAAAAAACAUAUAAGAAUGGGUCGCUCCGCUCUAUUACGUAUCCGCGUGGGUAUUAACUAAACUUGUGGGUUAAUAAUACUAAUAAUAAUCAUUAGUUUAUGAAGUAUUUUGUCGUAAUGAACAGUAAUUGAACCUUAAGUAAACUUGCGGGUUAAUAAUACUAAUCAUUAGUUUAUGAAGUAUUUUCUCUAUAUGUUAUUGCCAAAAAAACAUAUAAGAAUGGGUCGCUCCGCUCUAUUACGUAUCCGCGUGGGUAUUAACAGAAACGAACUCCGCUGAGUGCGGGGACGGGUAUGAGUAUAUUACGUAUCCGCGUGGGUAUUAACAGAAACGAACUCCGCUGAGUGCGGGGACGGGUAUGAGUAUUGAGGUACUAGCCCCGCUCCUCUGCCAUCAGUACGUAGUACGUACAGGCUAUAUAUGACUCAGACUGAUGUAUUUAAGGAGUACACGAUACUUCGGGUACUUCUAAUGAGAUAUCUCAUAUCUCUAUCUAGAUCACGAAUGGAUAUACCAUUAAUGGAUAAACCCAAGACAAUGAUUUCUCAAACCAAAACCCAAAUAUCAAUUUGAUAAAAAACGAUUUUGAUUCUAUCGAACAAUGAAAUUGAUCUAGCUAAUAGCUAAAUCAUUUGAUACUCGAGUACACAAUGCAAGUUAUUGCCGGUUUUUUCUUCACUGGCCAAAUGGGAGCCUAGAGUAAGCCCCGCUCGAUAAACGUCCCUUGGCGAGUCGCGACGCAGUGAGAAGGGUUACAACUUACAUACAUGGUGAUGAGUUAUUGAGUAGGUCACUCUGGUUCGCAUGCAAGACCAGACCAUCGCUUCCCUCUCCCCUGAAAGAUGAUAAGGUCAUCUCCGACAGACUGACAGUCGACAUAGCAUUCGUCUUAACAAGUACUAGCUAGAUGCCCGUGAUCAUGGUAAUUAAUUCACAUACCCUAUAUAAUCGCAUUCAUUUUACGACACGUUCGGAACUUAAAACUUUAUUGGAUCUACAAAUCAGGAAUAAACAGUGGCGAACUUAGAAUUGUUAAAGAGGGGUGUCUCCGAUAAAAACUUAUAAUAAAUAUAAUAAUUAAAUAAAAAUAAAAAUUUAAUAGAAAUUAUUGGAAGUUCAUUUCUAAGUUGACAACGUCAUGUUUACUACAAAUUAUAACGAUUUUUCAUAUCCUGAUUUUUAAAAAAAUACAUUUAUCGCUUAUGUUGCAAAUCAAACAUUUUUCGAUAUACACAACUACAUAAUCAUUCAUAAAUUAGUCACUCAACCUCAACCAAAGAGAAUCUACCCACAUCUAAAAUCAAAGUUAAAAUAAAUUAGUUUAUAAUCAAAUAUAGUAAACCACGAUCUACCAAUUGGCAUUUUAGACAAAACAAAGUAUGCGUAAACUAAUAUCAUUAGCAUUUUUUCUCUAGUUCUAACAAAUUAACCAAAAUCAAACCAAAAUCUCCCAUAAAUCUACGCAAUUCACCUAUUAACCACAAAUUGACAAGUUAAAUUGGGUUGUGGGUUACUUAGAACAAGCAUGCUUAUUUGAUUUUACUUAUUAUUGUUAAUUACUAAUUAUGAUGAAUAACUUUAUAAUAUUAAAAAUAUUGUUGUAUAAUGAAGGUGUGUCACUUAUAAUUAUUGCGGUGUCGGAAGUCUCAAAUUAAAAUUUUUUGUACCGGAAAAAUGGAGGUCUUUCACAAAAUUUCUGGGCGCCCCUAUCCCUAGGUCCGCCCCUGGGAACAAAUACAUAUUACAAUCAUUUCGUUACAUGUUGUGGUACUUGUGAUCCCAUGAAUAUAUCAAAGAUAUUUCUGAUUGGAUGUUUCGAUAUAUGAACAUCUAACGAUACAAGAACUUGGUCUAGUAAUCAUACUAGUAUUAGUCUUGAAUCUAGAGAUCAUAGUCGCAAGUCUUUUAAAUUAAAAAACAAAAUGUACAUAUACGAACAUCGUCCUAGCUAUCCUACAACAGUAUCACGACUAGGUACUCUUGCAGUUAUUCCACAUCUUCUUUCACUCCUGAUAGAGUGCAAGUUCUCUGUCUUUUUGUGUGUUUAUUGUUUUGGUAUUCAUGCAUAUGGCCCUACACAGUACUGAAACUUCCUUCUAAUGAAUAUAUAUAUAUAUAUAGCCAUCUCAAAUAUUCACUCACAAGAAAACCCAACGCUCGCCUGCAGUAGUAAUUCAGUUUCCCGUUAGUAAUCGGCAGCUAACUGGGCUCUACCUCCGGCAGGAGCCUGCAGCAUUGAAGUUAAUUUAAUACGAUCUUAUAUUGUGUCCGAAAGACCUUAAUUAUCGAAAAAGACCGGUUGUUAAAAUGUGUGUUCGUUUUCCAAAAUUUAACAAACGAACAAGUUCGUUAACUAUCGUUCGCAACUUGUUAAUAUACUAGUGACGUAACAUAGAAUACUUCGCUGAAUAAAUUUGUCGACAUGCAUUUCAAUGAGGUAAAUAUAUGAAUAACUAAAAUCAAUAUAUAAGAGCUAGAAUAUCAUUGCCAUUCGUUCAUUCAUUCACAUGAUCACAUAUAUAUCAACAUUGUAGUAUCAUACGAAUUUUGCAUGUCUUUUCUAUAUUUAUGAAGAUUGGCAGAAGGCCAAUAGCAGCUGGUUGGUUUUACUAUUGCCUGACAGCAUUGAUUUCUUGGUUUCAAUUUUUGACCCUACCCAAAAUUAUAACUGAAACUUAUUGCCAUAAAUAUUUUGCCGUAUCACAGAUAUUCCCUGUGGAAAUGGAAAGAAGAGAGACGUAGGGAUCCCCAUGCAUUAUUGCUUCAACCAUUACCCCGUAUCCACCCUUCUCCAACCUAUUUCAGUACACUAGUACAGUUUCAUCUUCAUAAAUUCUGUCAUGGUUAAUUAAUAAUUUUGCUGUUGGGAGAAUGGAGGUUCGUCUAACGCAACUGCACACCAUGGUAUAUCAUUCACUACCAUGCAAGAACUACUAUUUAUUCCACGCUAGUCUCUCCAAACACCAACACAUCGUCAUCAUUACUAUUACACAGGCAAAACCCUAGCUAGCUAAACUAGAUUGCUGCCGAAACAUGUCCACACAACUACUACUAACCUUCCUUUCCCUAGUCAUCUUCCUAUGGCAUUCGCUUCUUAGAAACAAGCACUCGCCGGUCUACCAAUGGCCAUUCCUGGGGAUGCUCCCUGGCCUCCUCUUGAGCUUAUACAACUACACACUCCACGACUUCUACAUCAGAGCCUUGAGGCGAACCGGGGGAACGGUCCUUCUCAAGGGACCCAGUUUCGUCAAAGCCGACUUCAUGGUCAUGAGUGAUCCCGCCAACAUCAACCACAUCUUCUACAAGAACGCCGCCAACUACGAGAAGGGCCGGGAUUUCAAGGCCAUAAUGGAGCCUCUAGGCGACGGGAUCUUCAAUGUCGAUGGCGACUCGUGGAAGUUCCAGAGGAGGCUCCUUCAUUCUUUGCUUAAGAACUCCGAGUUCGAGGGUCAUGCCGUGCAGACCCUCGUAGAGAAGAUGAGGAGCACCCUUUUGCCUGUCCUCGACCGGAACGAGGUGGUGGACCUACAGGACGUGUUCAAGAGGUUCAUGUUUGACAACAUGUGUCUGUUGGUUGUGGGAUUCGAUCCACAAUACCUCCCCGUGGGGUCCGAGGGCGGCAGGCUCCCUGACAAUGCAUGUGGUAAGGCGUUCGACGAGCUGGAGGAGGUGGCGGUCUACCGAUUCAUAGUCCCGAUGUGCGUGUGGAGGCUUCAACACCGACUCAAGAUCGGAAUGGAGUGGAAGUGCAUUCAAGCUUGGCGCACCGUAGAUAACUUCUUGUAUGGUAGCAUCAAGAGGAAGAAGCAAGAAUUAGUGUCGAAACACUCCUUUGGCAAUGAUGUGACUAAAAGAAACAAGCUGGAUUUGUUGACACAAAUCCUGGUCAUGAAAGAUGAGGGCGGCGGUGGUAACAAACCAAUCAUUGAUAAAACAUCCGAUAAGUUUCUGAGGGACACUACAUUAACGUUGGUCGCAGCCGGGAGAGACACCAUUAUUGUCGGCCUAACUUGGUUGAUAUGGUGUGUGGCGAACCACCCCACUAUUGAGAAAAGAAUUCUCGAAGAGCUGAGGCAAGUGAUGGCGGCGCGACAGUCAAGUGAUAUUGAUGGAGAUGAAAGAAGCGGAUUUUUGAGAAACGAUGAGUUGAACAAACUUGUGUAUCUUCAUGCAACCAUUUAUGAGACACUGAGGUUGUAUCCACCGGUGCCAUUGGAGCACAAGUGUGCCGUGGAGGCAGAUGUCCUUCCAAGCGGGCACACGGUACGUAAAGAAGAGAGGAUAAUAUUCUCCAUAUAUGCCAUGGCUAGGAUGGAGGAGAUAUGGGGAGAGGAUUGCAUGGAGUUCAAACCGGAGAGGUGGAUUUCCGAGAAAAGGACGAUACUACAUGUCCCAUCGUACAAGUUCAUGACCUUCUUGGCUGGGGCAAGGACCUGUUUGGGAAAGAAUAUGGCAAUUACGCAAGUCAAGUCUCUGGCAAGUGCUCUCCUUUGGAACUACAAAUUUGAACUUAUAGAUGAUGGGUCCUCCGGUAAGCCGACAGUUAGCAUGGUGUUGUUCAUGAAAGAUGGGCUGAAGACUAGAGUCUCUAAGAGAGACCAUUGAGAAUAAUAUUGUUCAUGUUGCUUUCUUAAUGUAUGUUUGUUGUGGUGGUCUAGUGGAAGUGCUUCAUUUAUUUGUCACUAUGUCUAGGGUUUGCAUUAAUGAGUCGUGUGAGGUCUACUUCUUUUGAUUAUUUGUGUUGUCAUGUUUCAUCCAACUGCAUGGGAUGAACUAGCUAUAUAUGUUCCCUAUUGGUAGUAUGUUAUUCUUGCGAGCAAUGUAGUAAAAAAUGAGUUUAUAAGUAUAAACAUUUUGGUGAUCUAAAAGCGUAAAAUUAUAAGUUUUUAAGUUUUAAAGCGAAGUUUUUAACUAGAUAAGUUGUAAAAACUAAAAUUUUGUAUAAAAUCUUUUUUUGUCAUAAACCAGUUGGUCGCAAUAACUCGAGUUAUUGGGAGAAGGUUGUGCAUGAUCUUAUACAGGCCCAUGUAUGGUACCUAACCACUUCCUUACAUGCCCUCUCAAACAAAAGCCGACUCAUAGGCUUGAAGUUUGCACAAGCCCGCCAUACCAUGUGCUUGAAAGACAACGAUUAAUAUUUGGGGUCGUGAGGACUUGAACACGUGAUUCAAGGACAAACCAGCUCUGAUACCAUGUCAUAAACAAGUUGGUCUCAAUAACUCGAGUUAUUGGGAGAAGGUUAUGCUGGACCUUAUACAGGCUCAUGUAUGAUACUUAACCACUUCCUUACAUUUUUAGCUAAAUCUCACAUAAUAAAUCAUGGUCAAUACAAAAAUAUCUUUCCUAUUUUUUACUUUGAUAAAUAAAAUAUAAGUAUCAUUGUCAUAAUAUAUAUAUACACCUCUUGGUCAUACAUACAGUCAUUGCCCGAUAACUUCCUAAAGGCCACAGUCUCUCCCAUUCGCAAGAGUCUUCCUUUCCAUUUUCCAACCACCCAAACAAAAAAGAGUCAAAUAUCCAGCCGACGACCGCAAAUUAUUUGACCACAAAAUGUGUUGGAUUUUUGGUAUGGGAAGUGGGUAUUUUUGUGAAGGAAGAAAUGUAGGAUAAUUGUUUGGAAAACUUAUUUUUGGAAAUGGAGAAUUGCGGUAGAGCAAGAAUGGAACAAUGGAAUCAUUACCAUUUUGUUGUGAAGGGUUUUUUACAGUUAGAGAUUUUUGACAACUAAUAGGUUGGAAAUAUUAAUGAGUGUCAUUAUUAAAAAUAAAAAAAAGAGAAAGAAAUUAGCAAGGGUGAGAAGUGAUAUUCCAUAUAAUGAAGGUUAUAAAUAGUCAUUCCUGUAAGUUGUAAGAUGUGUGGAGAAAACCUCCCACCAAUGAGGUGUGGUGAAACACCCACCAACUGGGGCCAACUGGUUUAUGACACUAUCUAACAAAUUUAUCACCACUCCUUUUAUCUAUAUUUUGUUAUUUAUUGUAAAUUAAUUAUUUUGGUGGUUUCCAGAAAUAACUUCAACUUUCAACAAAAUGUUGGACGAGAAAGUAGUAAAAGCAUGAUCAACUGCGUCUUGAUAACAUCAUAAUCCGGAUGAAGGCCUCUGAGGAAGCACAAGCAUUUGGGAUUACCCGGAGCACCCAACAAGGCACAAUAGGUGAGAAUUGCAAGUAAUUCUCCCAAAGACCCUUGAUGUCAGUGUAAUAUUGAGUGACGGUGCGAUCUCCUUGUUUGCAGGCCUGGAUCUAAUCCUCUAAAUUGAUAAUGCGCAUGGCAUUAGGUUGCCCAAAUCAGCGCUUCAAUUCGUCACAAAGAACACGUUCUCAUGAUUCAUAAUGUUGCAAGCAAUUUCUUUCUGGAGCAAAUUGAUAAUCCAGCAAAGAACUAAGGUGUUGUAGCCAUCCCACAAGGGAAACAAGUCAUUAGUAGUAGGAGGUGCCUUAACCGACCCAUCCACAAAACCAAGCCUAUCCUUCGUUUUCAGGGCCAUCCGCAUAGCACGUAUCCACAUCGAGUAAUUGGUACCAUCCAAAACCUAAAAAAUAGUCGACUGAGAGAGAUUCUCUUUCCCAUUGAGGUAGAAGGGAUUCCCGAAUUUGAUCUCACCUCUGCCACCCGGAGCUAAAGAUUAUGCAUAAGUCCCAAACUGGAACCUAGCACCCGACUGGUUGUCGCUGCUUGAAGUAACCAGUGGCUUAGUAGUGCCGGACAUUGCCGAUGGGAACAAUAAUCUUCAGAUCUAGGGCUCCGAUACCAUGUAGAAAAUAUCGAGCUGGGCGAGAAAUGGAUCGGAAACCCUCGGCCAGAGUAGCUGGGUGAGAUUGUUAUUUAUAGCAGUUCAAGUUUUACUAUUUACCAACGGUAGCAAACGAUUACAAUUCCACUUGAAAAGCAACGACAGGCUAGUAAUAACUAACUGCAUUAAUUAAAUUGUAAAACAUAAAGUGCUUUGAAUCGUCUUCGAGUCCCGAAACAUGUUUCGUUCUUCAAUAUGCUCUUGCGGAGAUGAUGGCAUAUGAACUGCUUGACUACUUUAACGACGCCCGACACAGUCAUGCCUUCACUCGAUCUUCCAUCAACCCCAUCGUGCAUGUCUUCACUCGAGUAGAUCCAGAGAUUUGCCUAGGUAUUCUAGGAGCCGCGCCAUCGUCCUUAUCAUUGAGGAGAUAGUCGAUGACGUCGAACUGGAAGCCCUACUAUGAUGAGUGUCGAGGAGGGAGGAAGAGCGGGAAGGGAGGAGGCGGAGGGUGGUGAGGGUGGAGCAGAGGAGUCGGCGAGACGGAAAGGGGAUCCAGAGAAGUGGAGAGAGGGAGGAAGGACAGAACGGUUGUGGGAAGACACGAGGGGAGAGUUUUUUUUUUAAUUUUUAUUUUGAAAUCAUUUUUAUGAUUUUUUAUUUUAUUAGAGGCUAAGGUGGACGAUGAGGUGGGGCACCGUUAAAAAAUAAUUAACUGUAAUAGAUUAA